This is a messenger RNA of Bipolaris zeicola 26-R-13, 948 nucleotides long. RefSeq lists its product as uncharacterized. The transcript has 3 exons. Bases 1 to 948 code for a protein of 315 amino acids. The record is from RefSeq and is a predicted model, not a curated record. NCBI's taxonomy places the organism in Eukaryota, Fungi, Ascomycota, Dothideomycetes, Pleosporales, Pleosporaceae.
AUGGCGUGGUCAGCGACGAACGCACACGUCGCUCUUAACGGCGGGCAAUAUAGCUGGAACACGACUGUAAAGGCUGAAACUGGGAGCUGGAGCUGGCCCAGGAGGCGGACAGGGCCUCGGCUAUCAUGCCCUCGUUCCCGUCUCAGGAGUGUCAGAUGUGUGCGCCCCGCAUGCACUCUCGAGUGCAGUCGACGAAUGCUGUGGCUGCAAAGAGCGCCUUGCAGCGGAGACCCACGUGCCUGGUGCCAAUGGGGACAGGCAUCCGCGGCGGCGUUGGCUGUCAAACAGGCACCAUGGGUUCAGCUGGCUGGCACGGCAGAUGGCAUAGCCACUGCUGCCCGUCUGUUGUUUCGAGAAGGGCGGACGGGCAGUUCUGGAGCCAGCAGUGGUGGUGUUCAUGCACUUGGGCCGGCCGGCGGCGCGCCAGUCGCACUUUGCCCUCCCAGCCUUGUGGAGCACCCGGUACAGCGGUUCGACCAGGCUAGCAACGACCGUGUUUCAAUCUGGCCUUGCCCGGCUUGCGGACUGCCCUGCCUCUAUCUGAAACGGCUCCCUUUUGUCCCAUCGACAGGGACGGCCGCACCUCGCUACCGCCCCCCGGCGAACCGCCCUUCUGGGAGCGCAGUCGACUCUAGCACCACCCAUCGGCGCAUCGACUAUGACCCGUGUCGCCGAUUGCAUGAGCAUAGCUUGGCCAAUCCCACACACGGGGCUUUUGGUACUAAAUUUGUCAGCCAAGCAGAAUGCUCAGCUCGCGUGCAUCGACAAAGGAACGUCGAUAUGUUGCUGUUUGGGUGCAAAGGCGAUGCUGCUUACUCUACCGUGCGGCAGAGAUCUGCGCCUGUGCCCAUGACAUCGGUCGCUAGCGAGGUCUCGUCAUUUCUCCUUACACAAGCAGGCCAGGUCGCCCAUGCUAACCGCGCCCGCGACGGCCCACCGGGUGUAUAA